Messenger RNA from Oryzias melastigma (Indian medaka), 1204 nucleotides. It is a transcript of the gene arl1, whose product is annotated as ADP-ribosylation factor-like 1. Gene Ontology annotation, cellular component: Golgi apparatus; cytoplasm. Gene Ontology annotation, molecular function: GTP binding; GTPase activity. Gene Ontology annotation, biological process: intracellular protein transport; vesicle-mediated transport. Bases 153 to 698 code for a protein of 181 amino acids. The record is from RefSeq and is a predicted model, not a curated record. NCBI's taxonomy places the organism in Eukaryota, Metazoa, Chordata, Actinopteri, Beloniformes, Adrianichthyidae. The transcript is spliced from 6 exons.
CAAUAUGUGUGGCGAAAAAGGUGAUAAUUCUAGCUAACGUAAAUCCGUGACAUCGUGAAGCGACCGGAAGCGACACGUCAACCACACGGAAGAACUGCGCACAUCCAACCAGACACUGUAUUGGUGCCUCGAGGGCUGCGGUUUAAAGCGAAAUGGGUGGUUUCUUCUCCAGUCUCUUCUCUGGCCUCUUCGGCACCAGGGAGAUGCGGAUCUUGAUCCUGGGUUUGGACGGUGCUGGAAAAACCACGAUCCUGUACAGACUGCAGGUCGGAGAAGUCGUCACGACGAUCCCAACCAUUGGCUUCAACGUGGAGACGGUCACGUACAAGAACCUGAAGUUCCAGGUGUGGGACCUGGGGGGUCAGACGAGCAUCAGGCCCUACUGGAGGUGUUACUACUCGAACACGGACGCCGUCAUCUACGUGGUGGACAGCAGCGACCGCGACCGCAUGGGCAUCUCCAAGUCGGAGCUGGUGGCCAUGUUGGAGGAAGAGGAGCUGAAGAAGGCCAUCCUGGUGGUGUUCGCCAACAAGCAGGACAUGGACCAGGCCAUGACGCCCACCGAAGUGGCCAACGCGCUCGGGCUCCCCGCCCUCAAAGACAGGAAGUGGCAGAUCUUCAAGACCUCCGCCACCAAGGGGACGGGGCUGGACGAGGCCAUGGAAUGGCUGGUGGAUUCCCUCAAGAGUCGGCAGUAAAGAGAAGCUGCCUCUGUUCUGUAAAUACUCCCGACCUUUGACCCCGCUGUGUGAAGCCUUGCUUUGGCCCCUCCUGUGAUGUUUUCCUUUGGACCAGUGGGGGGGCUCCUGGGACCGAGAAGAGGCGGCGGGAACACCUGAACCGACGUUCCCGCCUCUGAUCCGUCUCAUAGAAGACUCAGAGGUUCUGGAGGAUUUUGUUGCAUCAGGAAUCACUAAAUCUCUGAAGUUCCUGGUGGGAAACGUUGCUUUACGUCAGCCGGGGACUUUGCCAAAUUUGUAAACUGUCAUUUACUUCAGAGAGACAACAGGUUUCCUGCAGCUUUGUGUUCUUCUUCCCUUUGAUUGAAAAUCUUUGAGUUUGGGAUUCUUCUCCUGCUGAUUCCUUCAUGCAGAUCCAGCGUGUGAUCAGUUCUAGAAACACUAACUGUUGUCUCAGUUUGAUGUUUGUGUAUUUAUAUCUGCCUGUACAGUCAAACCAUUUCUCAGUAAAGAAUUAGACAACA